This is a messenger RNA of Triplophysa rosa, 630 nucleotides long. RefSeq lists its product as uncharacterized. The record is from RefSeq and is a predicted model, not a curated record. The coding region runs from base 1 to 630 and encodes 209 amino acids. Gene Ontology annotation, molecular function: GTP binding; GTPase activity. Lineage: Eukaryota; Metazoa; Chordata; Actinopteri; Cypriniformes; Nemacheilidae. The transcript is spliced from 6 exons.
AUGAACCCUGAGUAUGACUAUCUGUUCAAAUUGCUGUUGAUCGGGGACUCCGGAGUGGGGAAGUCAUGUUUACUCUUGCGAUUUGCUGAUGACACCUAUACAGAGAGCUACAUCAGCACUAUUGGAGUGGAUUUCAAAAUCAGAACUAUUGAAAUGGAAGGGAAGACUGUCAAGCUACAAAUUUGGGAUACAGCAGGACAGGAGCGAUUUCGCACCAUAACAUCCAGUUAUUAUCGGGGAGCCCAUGGGAUUAUAAUUGUCUAUGAUGUCACCGACCAGGAUUCUUUCAACAACGUGAAGCAAUGGUUAGAAGAAAUUGAUCGCUAUGCCUGUGAAAGCGUCUCCAAGUUGCUUGUAGGGAACAAGAGUGACCUUGUUUCAAAAAAAGUAGUGGGCUUUACCACGGCAAAGGAAUUUGCUGAGUCACUCAAAAGCCCAUUCCUGGAGACCAGUGCCAAGAACGCAAACAACGUAGAGAAGGCAUUUUUAACGAUGGCCUAUGAAAUCCAGAAGAGGCUCGGGACAGACAGCGUUCACAAUGAAACUGUUAAAAUGGGGUCCAAAAUAAACAGUGCCCCCUUGUGGCCUGGAGGAGAGAAAUCAGCUGAGGAGGUCAGCUCUUGCUGUUAG